AUGAGCUCCGACUACUCGUACGACGAACAGGGUCAAUUCUACCCGUUUUUCAUUUUCACGCUCUCGACCCUCGUCACACUUCCUCUCACCUACAGCCUCCUCGCCCCGAGCAAGGAUCCCGAGGCGCUUGCGCAACGCAUACGGACAGACUACAAGCCUGAGCAUGCCGACCUCGUCCAAGCCCAGCGCAAUGCACAGAAGCGCCGCCAGCGCCGCGUCAAGCGCGCGAUUGCAGCCAUUCUCGGCUGGGCCAUCAUGGCAGGCAUGAUGUACCUCAUCAUCACAACACAACGCUCCGUGCCCAAGCUCUGGAACCCGUACGAUAUCCUGGGCAUCUCCGAGUCCGCCAACGAGCAGCAGAUCAAGCGCCACUACAAGAAGCUCGGCAUCAAGUACCACCCCGACAAGAUCAGGCCCGACCCGGCCAAGAACGAGACCGUCGAGUCUCUCACUAACGCCUGGGUCGAGAUGACCAAGGCCUACCAGGCGCUGACCGACGAGGAAGUCCGUAACAACUACAUCCAGUACGGCCACCCCGACGGCAAGCAGGGUUUCAGCAUCGGCAUCGCCCUGCCCAAGUUUAUCGUUUCUGACGGCAAUGGCAAAUACGUCGUCCUCGUAUACGCUAUUCUCCUGGGUGUCCUACUCCCCUACACCGUGGGCUCCUGGUGGUACGGUGUACAGAGGAUGUCCAAGGAGGGCGUCCUGCUGGAGAGUGCCAACAUGAUGUUCCGCGAAUACAAGGAGGCCAUGGACGAGGGCGAUAUUGUCACCGCGCUGAGCGCUGGUGCUGAGUACCGCGACCACCUGAAGGGCGACAAGGCCGAGUCUGGUCUUUCGAAGAUCGAAUCUAAGAUUUCUCAGCCUGGUCAAACCACUCCCUUCGCGAGUGGAUUCGAAGAGAAGGACAAGAUCGCCCUUGAGGAUGUUGAGAGCGGCUCGCGGAGGAAGGUCUUGGGGCUCCUCUGGGCGUACCUGGGCCGUGUUGAGCUCGAAGAUCAGGCCCUCGACAGCGCCAAGUACCUGGUGGCGCCGAUUGCCAAUGCUCUUCUUCACUCUCUGACUACUAUCUCGGUCGCCUUCGGUAACGCCGGUCCGAUUAUCGCCUCGUACCUAACCAGCCAAAGGCUCAUCCAGGCUAUUCCGCCCAAGGCCUCGCCUCUGUUCCAGCUCCCUCACUUUACUCCCGCGGUUGUCAAGGCCAUCGAGGGAGACUCAAAGAAGCACGCCACUGUGCAGCAGUUCAUGUCACUACCGGACGCCCAAAGAAGGUCACUGGUUGUCGGCAAGGGCUUGUUGACGGAGGAGCAAUACACGACCGCCAUCAACGUUGCGCAGCAGCUUCCUCAUCUUCAUCUCGAGAAGGCAUUCUUCAAGGUUACUGGCGAGCGUGUUGUCACUCCCGGAUCUCUAGUGACGCUGGUCAUCAAGGGUCGCGUCGUUCCUCCUGGAAGCACGAACGUGCCCGAAAUCGACGAGCUGGAUCUGGAAGACGUUGACCCUGCGGAGGACGACCUCGAUGCUCUCCUCGGACGCAAGAAGGUCAAGGAUGAGAAUGGAAAGCUUGUGAAGAAAGACAACAAGCCAAUCCCGCCUCCUCUUACCUUUGCCCCCUACUAUGCUCGCGAUAUUACUCCCAAGUGGCACGUUUUCCUGUCGGAUAGCAAGCAAGGGAAGAUGGCUGUUCCUCCGUGCACAUUCACCGCGUUUGAUAAGCCAAUGUUUACCGAGGAUGGCAAGCCGACAUAUCACAUGCUCACCCUCAAGGCACCAGGGUUCGCGGCGCCACCACAGCCUGGAAAGUACACCUUUGUGAUGAACAUGGUGUGCGACAGUUACGUGGGCUUUGAUGCGAAGGUGGACGUCACAUUGACAGUGGAGGACGCGGCCAAGGCGGCACAGAUUCAGGCCGAGGAUGAUAUCAGCGACCCUGAAGAAGAUUCGUUGGCCGGACAAAUGAGCGCCAUGAAGGGCGGCCCGGUCAAGAAGCGGGUCGACUCUGAUGACUCUGACGAGGAAAGUGGCACAGACGAAGAGGAGGACGACACAAGCGCGACAAAUACAGACACGGAGGACGAGUCAUGA
This is a messenger RNA of Microdochium trichocladiopsis, 2085 nucleotides long. Its product is annotated as Sec63 Brl domain-containing protein. NCBI's taxonomy places the organism in Eukaryota, Fungi, Ascomycota, Sordariomycetes, Xylariales, Microdochiaceae. Bases 1 to 2085 code for a protein of 694 amino acids. Gene Ontology annotation, molecular function: RNA binding; transmembrane protein transporter activity. The transcript has 2 exons. The record is from RefSeq and is a predicted model, not a curated record. Gene Ontology annotation, cellular component: Sec62/Sec63 complex. Gene Ontology annotation, biological process: post-translational protein targeting to endoplasmic reticulum membrane; SRP-dependent cotranslational protein targeting to membrane.